AGACACCCCGUUAGGCAGCCCCGCUUCCAGCUGGGGGGAGACCUCCUGGUGGCCCCUCGCAGCCUCCUCCCACACCGGCCGGUUGGGAGACCCGCCCGCUAGCCCCCCUUCCCCACUAAUUAGGUGGGGGGAGCUUAACACUUCCCUUCUUUCUCAUUAACUAGGCAAGGGGGGGCUGGGGCCCCGGCACCAAGUGCUGAUAACUAGAAGCAGAUCUACUCUUCCACGCUGUGGGAGAGGACCCCCCCAGCCCCAGAGCUCCCUUAAUACCUAUUGAGGGGAGAGGUGUCCUCAGUCCCCAAAUUUCUGGAGGUUGUGAUAAUUAUCUUUACCACCUACUCCCCCCCAACUACAUAGCUACUGGGUGAGGAAAUUCCUCCCUCAGCAGAGAAGGAGACACCCCUUCCCUAGCUGUUCCCAAGACCCAGCCAGAUAGUAAGUGGGGAGUCUGCACAAGAAAGAGAGGCAGUCCCCAAAACAGAAAUAAGCCAGACCCCCCCCCCAAAUACUUACCUAGUGAUUUUAAUUCUUUACAUCUGCUCAGCAGACAGCAGAGAAAGCAAAACAGGCACAGAUUUAGGUAUUUGCUGCUCUCUCCAGUUGCUGUUAACCACUGGAGAUAAAGGUAAUUUCCAGUACUGAUCUGGUCUGCCUUCAUCCCAGAGAAGAUCCCUCAUCCCCUAAACCAAGAGGGUUUUCUCCAGAUAGUCUGUGCAAGGAGAAAAGACACACCUCCCAAUUAGAGGGGAGGAAAAAGACAGAUUUUGCUGAUAAUAUCCACAGAGUUAGCAAGAAUUCUUUCAGAGAAGGAGAUUUACCCACCCUUACGAACGAGGUGUACCUGCAGGAGAGAGAAGAGAGACUUCCAGGUAGGGAGACUGCAGAAAUUGCUUUCUCAGUCUGACAAUCAGGAGAAGAAAUGCUCUCUCCCAGGGGAACUCCCAUUUAGCAGUUAGCUGCCAAAAGAGAGCAUCUCCAUCCUGGGAUAAAACUAGCAGUUUUAGGGGACUGACAAUCCCAAGCAGAUCAUUUUAGUGCUCAAGAUUCUGAUUUCAUCCACAAUCGCCUCGCCUUCAAAAUCUUUCUUGAAGAAGCUCCUGGAGUAGCUGACAGCGACGUUCUGAGGAUGGGGCUUGGAGGAGUGUGAAGGGCAGCACCCAAGAAACCAGCCCUGAAGAUCCGUCUCCCUCCAGAAAAUCUUCCAGAGUACUCCAGUUUCUUCUAUCAUGGCCUCUGACCUGGAAAGCAGCCUCACUUCCAUAGACUGGCUCCCUCAGCUUACUUUAAGGGCUACUAUUGAAAAGUUAGGGGGGUCCUCACAAGCAGGACCACCAGGGGCUGCCCGAAAGUGUCCCCCAGGCUCACCGACAGAUCCCAAUGCCACCUUGAGUAAAGACGAGGCUGCAGUGCACCAAGAUGGGAAGCCACGUUACAGCUAUGCCACUCUGAUCACAUAUGCCAUCAACUCAUCACCUGCCAAGAAGAUGACACUCAUAUGCACCAUCCUUCUCUUUUCUGUGCCCACUCCUAGGCAUACACAAAACUCCAUAGAUUUUAAUUGUAGCACUUAUGUGUAUCUCUCAAUCUCUCUUCAGAACUCUAUUCGUCACAACCUCUCUCUGAAUAAAUGUUUUCGGAAGGUGCCUCGACCAAGGGAUGAUCCUGGGAAGGGUUCGUAUUGGACCAUAGAUACCUGUCCAGAUAUAUCUCGCAAGAGGCGGCAUCCUCCAGAUGAUGAUAUACCACAAGACUCCCCAGAGCAAGAGGCAAGUAAGAGCCCCCGAGGGGCUGUUCCAGUCAGCACAGAAGCCUCUUUGCCACCUGAGGCCACCCCUCAGCUAUCACUCCAGAGCACCACCCCCAUUGCCAACUACAGUCAGGGUGCAGGGCCUGUUGAUGUAGCCUCUACGGUAGCAGGUGGGCAGGGCCGUGAAGGGGCCGAUGUGCCACCUCCGCUCUACAGUGCCAACCAUGACUUCAAGUUCUCCUACUCUGAGAUCAACUUCCAGGAUCUUAGCUGGUCCUUCCGAAAUCUCUACAAAUCCAUGCUGGAAAGAUCAUCUUCCUCUCAGCACGGUUUCUCUUCUCUCCUUGGUGACAUGCAGCCCUCCAACCACAACUACUACAUGUACCAGCAGCAGCAGGGCCCCUCAUCAGUGGGUGGUGGUCCUCCACUCCACACCCCAACCCCAGAGGGUUGCCCAUCCCAAGGAGGAAAGCAGCAGAGUGGUGAAGGUUAUGGCCCUCCACCAGUGAUGUCCCUGCACCCACCCCCAAUGCAGCAUGGAGGCUACCACCAGCAUCAACAACACCACCCGCACUCCCACCCACAGCAGCAGCCACAUCAGCACCAGCAGCAGCAGCAGUCACAGGCUUCAAUCAACAACGCUGGCUUUGCAUUUCCCCCUGAUUGGUGCUCCAACAUUGAUUCCUUGAAAGAAAGCUUCAAGAUGGUAAACCGGCUGAACUGGUCUAGCAUUGAGCACUCCCAGUUCUCAGAGCUGAUGGAGAGUCUGCGCCAGGCUGAGCGGAAGAACUGGACGCUGGAUCAACACCAUAUUGCCAACCUCUGUGACUCCCUCAAUCACUUCCUUACCCAGACUGGUCAGCUCCCUCAUCUGGUUGGCCCACAACAGCCCCCCCGAAUCUCUGAUUCUUGUGCCCUGAACAGUGGCAAGCAGGAGCAGUCCAUGAACCAAGUGAACUCCUAUGGUCAGCCGCAGCCUCCCCAUCUCUUCUCCGGGCCAUCUCCUAUGUACCAGAUUUCCACCCAGGACUCUCCAGGAUAUAAUCGCCCAGCUCACCAUUUGGUCCCUCGGCCUCCAGGGCCGCCUCCAGGCGCCAGUGAGGAAAUCCCCGAUGAUUUCGACUGGGACUUGAUCACCUAGCGAGUUACAGACUUGAGAGCCCGUCCUUCGUGGAGGACGCGGGAGGGAAGGGGGACGUGGGGUGAAUGGUGUCACCACCAUCUUCCCCAGCCUCCCUGCCUUGCCUGUAUAUAGAUAUAUAUUCUCUAACUCUGCCAGAGAAGCCACCGCAAGAUGCUGCCGAAGAUAAUCCUUCCUUGCGUCCUGUUUAUCUUCUUCUUUUGUUUAUUAUUAUUAUUAUUAUUAUUAUUACUACUACUACUACUAGCAGUAAUUGAGCACAGCCCUCCCCCUCCUCUGGUGGCCUCCAACGCAUCAGAUCAGCUCUUUCGUGUUGCGUGGCGCCCUGUGGAGGGUGGAGCGAUGGCUCCCUGGUGCCAUGAAAAGACCUCGGAAGGCUGAAUCCUCGAGUGCAUCUUUCUCUGCCUCCUUCAUUUUGCUUUUAACAAUCCCUCUU
Struthio camelus australis is the source of this 3324-nucleotide messenger RNA. The record is from RefSeq and is a predicted model, not a curated record. NCBI's taxonomy places the organism in Eukaryota, Metazoa, Chordata, Aves, Struthioniformes, Struthionidae.